This is a messenger RNA of Schistocerca nitens (vagrant locust), 2959 nucleotides long. RefSeq lists its product as uncharacterized. The record is from RefSeq and is a predicted model, not a curated record. Bases 724 to 1770 code for a protein of 348 amino acids. Gene Ontology annotation, molecular function: protein binding. The transcript has 3 exons. NCBI's taxonomy places the organism in Eukaryota, Metazoa, Arthropoda, Insecta, Orthoptera, Acrididae.
GGCAACUGAGAAACAAUUUAUGUUUAUAUUUGUUUAUGUAUUGGUGCUGUUGAUUAUUUUACGUUGACAGUAAUGUCUCUUGACUAAUUACCUGUUACAACCGUAGAAAGGUCUGUCUGAGCAGCAGUGCAUGUCAAAUGUUUGAAUGGCAGAGUCAAUUAAUGAGCCGGUAUAUAAAAUAGAGGAUUUUCAUUAACUGUUGACAACACUCCUUGAUUGUCGACAUUAUUACACAACUCCACAAAGCGGAAAAUUGGUUUCUUUGGGUUGGUCUCGUGGCUUUCGCACUACUUGAAAGACUGCAAAAUUCUGUGCAGUUGGCUUGCGUUUGGACCCUCAUAGAGCAACCCACUUGUGUCAGAAUGCAGGGUGGCAUUCACCACUAUAUCACAGGAAUAAGAAGAGAAUUGGCAAAAUACCAUACGGAAAAAUGGAACUAAUAACCUAGUUUAACACCUGGAUACUUCUUUUUCCAAUCAUGCCGGAGAACCUCAUAUGUUAGUUGUAUUUGUUAUUACUAAAAAAUUCUCAUAUUAGGAUAUUAAAAAUGGAUGUGUAUUUUAAUCAUAUAACUGUUGCAGUUUUUUGUUUCUUGUUUCAUGAAGAUUCAGGAAACAAGUUAUCCUUUUAAAAAGUCAAUCUUUGUAACGUUGCCAGCAGAAUAUUUUCAGAGAUAUAUUUGUCUGUUUGAAGAGCUCCAAAAUUUCAAUCCCACUUAUAAAGAUGAAUAGAAAAGGUGACAUUACAUUGAAUGAAGAGACAGAUAAGAAUACUGAUUUUCAAGAACAGGUAGAAGAAGAGAAGAAAACUUCCGAAGGACAGAAUGUUGGAGAAGAAGACGGCAUGGACUGUCAAAAUGAAGAAGGAGCGCACAAAAAGAGAUCUCAAAGACAAGAAGAGGACAAAUUACUAAACCAUUUACGGCAUAUUUCCAAAACUGUUGUUAAGCCUGGGGAGUGGGGAACUAAACCUCAAGAUUUUGCAGAGUGUAAAGUGAAAAUAACAGAUGUUUCAUUUGAAGGAGUAGAUGUAGAUCCAACUAGUUGUUACUUCAGUAAUUCCUUUAAUGGAAUAAUAAAAAUUGGAGAGGCAGAUAAUGACCUGGAUCGAUUGCUAGAGUUGUGUGUUCAGUGUAUGUUCUUGAGAGAAACCAGUCAUUUUGUGAUAGAAGUGCCAACAAAACCUCUUUGCCAGUCAAAAUAUGAAACUAGACCUAGCAUUAAGGGCAACAUAAAAUGUAUUCUAGAACUUGAGGAGUUACAUAAUGAUGAAUUGUUGUUUGAUUGGAGCAAAGAGAAGAAAUUUUCUAUAGGAACACAAUAUAAGGAGCAAGGUGUGAAACUUUUUCGUGCUGGUCGUAUCAUAGACUCCUUCAUAAAAUUUAGUAAAGCUUUCAAAAUUAUUGUUACUAUAGGUUCUCUAGAAUCUUUAUCCAGGAAGUCACCUCUAGACAAAGACAUUCUAUCACUGCGAGUUAACUUGCUAAAUAAUAUGGCAUCAUGUCAGCUUCAUCAGAAGAAUUUUCAUUACGUUAUUGUACUAUGUCAGAAAGUGUUAAAAAUUGAUCAAAAUAAUGUGAAAGCCCUAUAUAGGAAUGCCGUAGCUUGUAAAGAACUCCAUAAUUAUGAAACAGCUGAAGACAAUUUGAAAGCAGUUUUGAAAAUUGAGCCUAAUAACACUGCAGCAAAAGGAAGGUUGCAGGAAGUGAGAGAAGUUACAAAAGAAAUGAAUGAUCGAUAUGCAGCAGUUGUGAAAAAGAUGUUUAAAUAGGAACGUAUCAGAUUUUGUCACAUUGGCCAUAAUAUUCCUAUCUGUUUCAUGUUUCUCACAGGCAUAAAUGUUGUCUUUGAACUGUUGCAGUUCAACAAAGGAUAGGGAUAUUUGUAACUAGUAUCCAGACACCAAAAUAUUUUUCAUUUAAUUCUCCCCAUUUCCCAGAGAAGACUAUGCCAGCAAGCUAACUGCACAGCAGCUACAUUACCACAAGUCCACAACAAUGAGUUAAUGUAUUUUCAGUACAUGAACAUGCUAGUGUGGAACUAGUUACUAUUACAUUAUUGUGUUUUGUUGAAAUUAUUCUGAUAUAAUGUGAUCAGUCUUUUCAUUGAAAGUGUGGAGCUUCCACAAAAGUUCAGUGAACCACAGUGUGUGAAUAGCUGCUAUCUGUUUACAGAGCAGAUUAGUCUUUUUUAUCAAAUUGCAUGAAUUUUGUAAUCGUAAGAAGACAAACCAUUAUCAACACAAUAAGAUGAACCAUGUUUUUAAAACUUUGUGUAAUGUGGCUAGUUUUUAAGCUCUUGUAAGUCACUAGUGAGAACUUUGUUUGUUAAAUCUAAAGCUUUCUAAUGCAGAAACAAUAAUUUUUGAAGAAAUUAAAAUCUUAGUGAUAUAGAGAGUAUUUUAGGAAAUGCAUACAGAAAGUGGCAGUUCCUUUAGAACAUAUAAAAGAUGAUUUGCAGAGCCAGAUAUUCAGGCAAGCAAAAAUGUGGAAGCAGUGAAAUGCAUGUGUGGGAUAUAAGUAAAAUAAGUUGUCUUGUUGAUGAGAAGAAUCAGCCAUUUACUGAAAGGACCAUCACCUCUGUGCUAAUAGUCAUCAUUUGUUUCCAUUAUAAAUCAAACUAUCGCAAUCAGUUUAUUGUAUUUAGCAGAUCUCCGAGCAUACUUUUUGGCAUCUCCAAGUAUACUUUUUAACAUCUGCUUUUGAAUUUCACACUGUCCUUCCUUCUUUUCUCUGAUUCAGUUCUAAAAGCAGCAUAUCCUCACUCAUCUGUAGGACUAUUUUGGACAUAGCAGCGAUACUUACGUUCUAGAACAAGCUUUUAUAACUAUAUUUUCCCCAGCAUAUAUUUUUUGUUUUUCACCUCUUCACUUACAAUUAGAUGUGUACAAAUUUUAAUUGUAAAUAAUGUAAAAAAUUGAAUUUAUGGAAAUGAAUAGUCAUUUCUGUGUUUUUUAUAAA